Messenger RNA from Malaya genurostris, 1344 nucleotides. RefSeq lists its product as uncharacterized. The transcript has 2 exons. The coding region runs from base 1 to 1344 and encodes 447 amino acids. The record is from RefSeq and is a predicted model, not a curated record. NCBI's taxonomy places the organism in Eukaryota, Metazoa, Arthropoda, Insecta, Diptera, Culicidae.
AUGAUUGGUUCAAACCCUAACCCCGAGAAUCCCGAACAGUCUGGCUACAAUUGCGCGGCUUGCCAUCGUCCCGAUAACGAUGAAACGAAUAUGGUAUUUUGCGAUCACUGUCAAAGAUGGUAUCAUUUCGGUUGUGCAGGUGUUAAUGACGACGUACGAAACAUUUCCUGGAGUUGUCCGGAUUGCGAAGCAUGUGAGUCGGAUGUUGCUGAUUCGUCUGAGCUUCAGAAAGAACUGGAACAGUUAGAGGAAGAGAAGAAAAAGCAAAAACGGCAAAUUGAAAGAGAGAUGAUUUUGCACCGGAAGAGACUGCAAAUGCAGCAGGAAUUGCUUGAUAUGCGUCAGCAGCUGGAACGGGAGAAGCGGAAUAUGGAAUUGGAGUUUGAGAAGGCGCAGUUGGAAAAGAAAAUUGCGGAAGAAGAAGAGCAUCAGAAGAAUCUGAACGAAAUGCGGGCAAAUAUGAAUGAAAAGUUGAAAUUGUUGAAGCUGAAGCGAACUGUUGAAAGUGAUGUUGGAGAGUUGCAGAGCAAUAAAGAAUCUGCCGUCGGGCGUGUAGAGAAGGAAGGUUCAAAGGAGAAAAGUCAAAACAGAACAAUAGCGGAGAAAGCGAAAGCAGGAAAAAUAGAGCUCGAGAAUAAAAAGUCGAGAAAAGGAAAGCCGGAAACUGCUGAUCCGAUAUUAACGAGUUGUUCCGAUAUUCGAGGAGCGUACCGUAAACAUUCUACACCGAAGGUGACGGAUAGGGUUAUCAACAAACAGGACGGCAUCCCAUACAAUCUACCAGAGAGCUUUCCUUUGAAUCGAGAUAAUGACGUUACACCAUUCGGUCAUCCGGAAAUCCCGAAAAAGAAGGAAAACAAUAGCGGCGGGAAAAUGAAAAUAGUGCCUGAAGUUACGGAGUCUGAAAGUGAAAAUAGUUCAACGGAUAAAAAUGACAUUUCGGAUGAAGAUAGCUAUAGCGAUACAGAAAGUUACGUAGAAGAAGAAAAUAGCUCGGUGGAUGAAGAAGAUAGAUUCGAGAGAGAAGAUGGCAGCGAAAUGGAAAAAGAGAGUUCUGGUAAAAGUGAAAAUGAUGAAGUACCAGCAAGAAGAAAAAAGGAGACGCAACUUCGCAAGCAUCGUAGCCAAUACGACCCGACAAAGGCUCAGCUUUCUGCGCGUCAGUUUCUUUCAAAAAAGUUACCAGUCUUUUCUGGGAAAUUAGAAGAAUGGCCUAUGUUUAUAAGCAGCUACGAAACGUCAACGAAAGCGUGCGGAUUUUCAGAUCUAGAAAAUUUGGCACGUCUUCAGGAAUGCUUGAAAGGUGAAGCGUUGGAAGCGAGAAACUCCUCAACAUGUUAUUAG